CAGCCUCUCCUUCAUCUCCGCAUGCUUGAGCGAAAGCCUUGCAUCCAGACAACCCAUCCACAUACAACCGGCAGCCUGCGGUAGUUGUUGUGGACCAUGAAAGUCAUGGCGUGUGUCUUGACAGCAAGCCUCUCCAGUUUGACCACCCUACCGUCGUCGGCGGAGUCGUCGAGAUAAUCGCAUUGGCGUACCUGUUCAAGAUCAGUCAUUCCCAGCGUCGAAAUCAUGGAUCAGAUGGGAGAUACCAUAGAGGUCGUCUCGAGGAGACGACCGCAAGAUGAUUCCCAAAACAGGCAGCUCUCGGUGGAUCAGGCCUUGAAAUACACUCCCAUGACGAUGUCGAUUCUCCCAGCACGCGACUGCAUCCCUCUCCCACAACUUGGAUGUUCUAAUGACUCGCGGCUCACUUCUCCUUCCGAACGCCAGGCGGUAUAUCGAAGCGAACUCUACACACACGCGGCCAAGGAACGUCUUUCAGUCUUGCUCGAUCCCAGCCGCCUAUCUGAGAUCAAGUUCCCUCGAUCCCCAGUGCAAAAUGAAAACUCUGUCAAGCCAGAUCUGAAUCCCAUACAGAAGAUGGUCCUCAAAAUGUCCAAGGUUGAUUAUACUUGUCACUCCUCGUCAGCUGUAUCUCAACGGACGGCCAAGAAGAAAACUCUCCAAAUGCCCAUAACCAAACCUGCCUCUACUGUUACCAUCGAAAUACCAAAACCGCCUCCGUUCUUCCACAGAGAGGACUACAUCAAUAUGCAAGAUACUCCAAAGCGGCGGAAACUGAGCGAUCCUUCACUUCGCACCAAGCCAGCUUUGGCGACAAUCUCCAAGAAACAAAAGGAUGACCAGCUGUUAGCGAGCUUUGAGAAUCAACUCGGCGAGAUUUUCGAAACUCGAGAUCAAAUUGAUCCUGACAACUCCACAGAGCGAGCAAAAUCAACCAACGCUGUCUUUGACUUGCCGGAUGAAGAGGACGACGCUGAGCCGCGACUUGCGAUUGCCCUGCAGGAGAGACUUCAGUCGAUCAUGAGUCAACUUCUGAAUUCUGAUCGGUUAGGUGAUGUUUCUCUGGAGUGUCUUCGGCGUCUCCAACGAAUAUGUGAACCAGCGAUAGAAAGUGCACAGACAGUCAACUUGCAAAUAAUUUUGGAUCCGUCGGAUGAAGACAUCUCCACUUGGUUGUCGAACCUUCAGAAAGCAGAAAGUGGAGCUACUUCAGCCUGCACUCUGAUCUACACCGUCCUGGGUGCUUCUCAAAAUGAAGACCUCGUCAAUUCAGAAGCGCUACAAUGGUUGCCCAACGUGCUCGUCAAUUUAUUCGAGAACUGUUUGAUCCCCAUCGUCGAGGCUCGCCCCGAUGGACAAAGCGUCCAGCUCUUCAAUUACGCAUCUGCACACAGUGAACCUCUCAAACGUUUGUUGGAUGUUGGCCGCAAACUCCUGGAUCUUGUGACAAGGCUAUGUGUGGAUAUCAAGGCAGCUGGUCCAAUCGUCAAUGCCGCCGAAUUCCUGGCGGCGAAACUCAUUUUCGUUCAAAAUGCCUAUAACGACAAAGCAUCUGCACUUGGGUCUCAAGCGUACGAGCGGUUGAGAAAGCAAGCCAUGGCGGCUGUUGCCAAACUGUACGCGGCCUUUCCCCUCGAACGACCGGCAAUUUUGGACGAAGUCUUGACGUCCUUGGACAAGCUACCUUCAAAUAGCAGGAGUGCAAGACAGUAUAAGCUCGGGCCCGGCAAAAAUAUCCAACUGGUAUCUGCUCUUUUCAUGCAGCUCGUGCAGACUUCAGCUAUGCAAACAGACAUGAAAAGACGCAAAUCACGGCGUCAACCCAGGAAAGGACUAGUGGAUUCUGAAAGUUCAGACGAGAACGAGGAAUCAGUCAGUGAUAUGGAGGUUGACUCCGCUUCCGCGGCCGAUGAAACAGAAAAGGAUCCGCUGUCAACAUUGGGUGAGGUUGCACAGAAUCUUCUGAAUGACGCGUCAAUGAGUGCUCAGCAAAUUGUGAAAUGGAUGGUCGACAAGGCCUCGAAAGUCACCAAGACCGGCGAUUCUCCUUACCGCAAUAUUCUCGACCUGUUUGUCGAAGACCUCACGCUGGUGCUCCCGUUGACGGAUUGGCCAGCAUCUGAAUUGCUCCUCACCGUCUUGGCUCUACGCAUGAAAAAACUUGCCGAGACAGACAAGUCGGCUUCUACGAAGAAUAUGGCUCUCGAAUCCUUGGGGAUUAUGGGGUCUGCCAUAUCUCAGACUCGUGCGUCUGCUCGAAGCCUGCUUUCAUCAAUCAUGAGAGAAGGAGAGUCCCACUCCACUACCAUCGCUCAGGAUCUGUCGGAGUCUGUCAAGGAUCGACCACAUUUCUCUCUUGAAUCUCUCGAACUUGUGUCAUCUCGUGGACCAUUCUCCAUCGUCCUCUCCUAUCUGGGCCGGAAAACGGGAGAGAGCUUGAGAACCAAAUCUGCGAAAGCAUAUUUCCUUCUGAAGUUCGCCACUCUCAUUUAUCAGGUCGUCACAAAGCCACGAGAUGGAGACCGAGAGGUUGAACUAGACUCGAAGCUCACGGCCACCGUUUCGGCGAUGCUGCAGCAGCUUUCUGGAUCGACUGAAUAUAACGAAGCCGCUGAUGAUCAUAUCGAAGUUACUGAUCAAGAAGCCCAGCUGGCCUACACGCUGAGCAUUCUCAACGGGCCAUUCUGUCGCUUGUUUCCCGAAAUUGCCACGACGCUUAGUUCGUCGAUCGACAGUGAUCAGGCUCAAGUUCGCACUCGCAGCAUAAAGAGCGUUGCAGCUAUGCUGGAGAUUGAUUCUAGUCUUCUUGAUUGGGUGCCAACUCUAGCAGAUGCUGUUUUAAAGUGCGCUUCUGAUGACUCCUCCAUGGUGAGGGACUCUGCCUUGACCCUGAUUGCCAAAUUCAUCAUGCCCAGGCCUGUACUUCAGGCGAAAGCAUUCAAAGUGCUUCUCAAAUGCACUAUGGACCCUAACGUCGGAGUUCAGAAAAAAGCCAUGGCUCAUUUGAAAGACGUCUAUUUGAGGGAGGAGAGACACAACCUGAAACAGGCCAUUGCCAACGAGUUUCUGCAACGGAUUGCCGAUCAAGAAAGCACCGUGGCUGAGCUUGCAAAAAAGAUAUUGGCAGAGAUUUGGAUCGAUCCCCAAUUUCCAAUGCUGGAUUCGGCGGCUGAGUCUGCACAUCUGGACGUCGCGAUUGAGGAUCUCAAAUCGCACAUUGUCACAUGCGUCGAAAUGGAUAUUGCACGUCUAGCACCUCUCCUGAAGGAGUUCUUGGUUUGGAAGUUAAAGGACUCCAAACAUAUUGAUCAAAUCCGAGAUCUUUGCGCCCGGAUUGUCAAGAAACUCCUGGACGCCGCCAAUGGCUCUGAGGUGGGACCGGCAGAGUUGACGACGCUUGUCGCAUUCGUUGAUGCUCGACCGGAAGCAGUGGUUCCGGCAGAUCUAACGAGUUUGAAGAGCUAUCUUAAAGUUGUGGCAAAGCAAGAUAACAUUCAAAAGUUCAAAUCAGUCGUGGCCAUAUUUCGUCUGGUUCUGCCACAUCUGUCCAGCACUCAAGCCCCACUGCUUCAGGAGGUUCAGAUGGAUCUUCUUAGAGCUGGUCAUAAGCUUCUACAACGCGAAGUGGUGGAGGAGGUCAUGUCUUGUCUGAGAAGCAUUGAUGGGGUCCUGCACGAUACCAUCAAGAUUGUUAGGUACACGGUGUCACUAAUACGGAAUGUGCUACCCGCCAAAAUUCCGCAGAAGUCGCUCGAGCAGGAAACGAACCUGGAGGAGCUGAAGCCGAUUAGAUAUAGGAACACGUGUUUGCGGCUCCUCGGCGCCGUGGGGAAACAUAUUGAUCUGGAGCGAUUUGGCGGGGAAUUUCGAAAAACCUUUCCUGCAUACAAGGGUGGCUCGGUCGCAGGUUUUAUUGCCGACUGCAUUUGGGAAAAUACCCUCAAAAGCUAUGGUACUGAGACCCGAGUAAGGGCACUGGAGAGUCUCGGCCUAGUCUGUCAAGCAUGGCCGGGCCAGUUCAACAAACGGUGUGUUCGGGAGACAUUCUUCGAGGUCCUGGAUGGAACGUCUUUCAGUGGCUUGAACAAAAGUGACGUUGAGAGAAUGCAGAUCACAGUGCUUGAGGUAUUUCAAGAACUGUACGGGAAGCGGGCUGCGGUCAAAGAGGACGCGAAGAAAGGGGAGGGCGAUGGGGAGAUUCAGGCCUUAAAAAACAUCGGCGGCGACAGCAAGACACGCGAGGAUGACAGUGCUAUUUCAACCAUCACCAACGAUCUGGUCGACCAUCUCCUCCGCAUUGCCAUGUCCCAGACUGGUACCCAAGCGUUAUUAGCAGCUCAAACACUGGCCAGCAUCGACCACCAAGGCAUGACGCACCCGAAACAAAGCACGUCGGCGUUUGUGGCACUAGAGACCAGCACAGAUUCCCAGGUUGCUCGGGUCGCCCGGAUUGCCCAUGAGAACCUGCAUCAACAGCACGAAUCCGUCUGUGAAAGAGAGUAUAUUAAUGCCGUAUUCGCCGCAUUCCGGUAUCAGCAUGAAGUGUUCAAGGAUCCGCAAGGAGGGGUUGUUCCGGGAUACACCGCCAAACUUGCACCGGCUUUUGCGAUCAUCAGCACCAGUGGCUCAAAGUACGUGAAGAAAUUCAUCAGCAACCUGGUUUCGAAACUCAACACUGAAUACUCCAAGUUGAGUGUGGCUGAGAACGAACCGCCCGAACAUCUGUUGUUUGUCCUGUUUGUGACCCAGAACCUGGCGUUCUUUGAGUAUAAGAAGAUGGAUGAGCUACUGCAUACUGUGCUACAGCUGGAGCUGGCGUUUAGCAGAAACGGUGGCGAGACUGCACAGGCGAUCGAGACGCACCUCGGACCAGCCCCGGUCAAGCAUACAGGGAAUGAAGAUAGCGAUCUGGCUGCUACGGAGCCAGCGCCUCCUGCCAUGGACGUGGAUCCGGCCACGCUAAAAUCAGUGACGACGGCUGCUUGUGCGAUCACUUUGAUCUCCGAGGUGAGGAACUUUUUGAAGAGACAGUACGGGAUAUCGCGAGAUGUCAAGAUGGCGAUGCAACAGAACAAGCAAACCAAGGAGGCAGGAAGGGAGCCGGUGAAGGUGCAUGGAAUCACUGGAGAGAAAUUCUGGCACAAGUCCAACGCAGUUCUCGAGUCGCUCGGCAGCACGAGUGCGAUGAUUGCAAGAUGUCGCGAGUUUGUUGAUCUCGUGGCGGUGGACGACGAAGUGAAGAUUGCAGAGGAGGAGGCCGCAAUCAACGCCAUGAUGGACGUCGCCCCGGACCAACCUACAACUGCGCAACGCGGUCGCAAGCGCAAGAGUGUCUCUGGAUCAGUUGGGGGGACGCCGAAGAGGCCGCGCGGGCGAACCUCCAAGAUUGGACAUACACGACGAUCAGCGAGUGUGUCGUCGUCGGUAGAGGAUAAUCCUGACGGCGAUUUUGAGGGAUGAGGCAGCAUUUAUGAAUGACGACACUUGAACGGCAUUUCUCUGGAGAUUGAAAAGGCGACUUGAGGCCUGAUGAUACGAUGGAUGGGACAGAGGACGAGAUGGUCACUGCGUUGCUACAUGAUACCCCAACAAAACUUUCGACUUUGAGGAACCAAGACGGGCGUUUGAAAAGGGG
This is a messenger RNA of Cladophialophora immunda, 5635 nucleotides long. RefSeq lists its product as uncharacterized. Gene Ontology annotation, cellular component: Scc2-Scc4 cohesin loading complex. The transcript is spliced from 2 exons. Gene Ontology annotation, molecular function: chromatin binding. The record is from RefSeq and is a predicted model, not a curated record. NCBI's taxonomy places the organism in Eukaryota, Fungi, Ascomycota, Eurotiomycetes, Chaetothyriales, Herpotrichiellaceae. Bases 226 to 5460 code for a protein of 1744 amino acids. Gene Ontology annotation, biological process: establishment of mitotic sister chromatid cohesion; regulation of gene expression; establishment of protein localization to chromatin.